AUGGCUGGUGGGUUUGCCGACUUCGAUGCUGGCCACCGGGACCUCGUAGCUGUCACCAAGUUCAACUUUUAUGGCAACCGCAUCGUUACGGCCUCGUCCGACCAUCGUAUGAAAGUAUGGGACCUGAGCGAAGGCCAAUGGCAGCUCACGGAUACCUGGCGAGCUCACGAUGCUGAAAUUCGUGAUGCUUCAUGGAAUGGCCCUUUCACGGGGCAGCAUAUUGGUAGUGUUGGAGAGGAUAUGAAGUUCAAAAUCUGGCAAGAGGACGUUACCCAACCGCCUAACUCGGGCCGAAGAUUCAGAUCUAUCUUUCGUAUGAACGCCCCGCAGCGACAUCCAUUCGUAUCGCUCGAUUUUCGCAAUAUUGCUCUGGAGUCAUGGCUGGCCCUCAUCACACGUGACGGCUACCUGAUGGUAAUGGAGCCUGUCAGCCCGGAUAGUCUAGCAGAGUGGCAGCCUAUUGACCAAUUCCGGGUGUGCGCUGCCCCAGAACGUGGCGAAGAAACUAGCUUCAAAGUUCAAUUCCACCAUGACCCCACCGAUAUCACCCAUACACUCGUACCUGACUCCGAUCCAAAGAGCCUCUCGCUAGUUGUGGCCGCCAUGGACACGGUCAAGAUCUAUCGCACGGACGCGAAUCGGCGGUUUUAUCAUGCGAUAGAGCUGAAUGGACACAAUGGUCUUGUUCGGGAUAUUUCAUGGGCUAAUGGGUCUGUAAGAGGCUAUGACCUCAUUGCUAGUGGAGGCAAGGAUGGCCUGGUUCGCAUUUUUGAGGUUUACACAAUUCCCGCCAACCAAGGAUCCCAAAGCCAGAACUCCCACAAGACUGAACGCCGCCAGCAGCCACCAUCCUUGUCGCGCGGUACAUCCCAGUCGGGGAUUGGGAAUGCGUUAGCCAAUCGUCCUGCUCCCUCCGCGGCCAAUCGGCAAGCGACUUGGGAUUCGCAAUUCCGACAUUCCUUUAAACAAGUCGCUUGUAUAGAGAGUAAUCACCUAGACGUGUGGCAAGUCGAAUUCUCUUUUGCGGGCGACUCGUUGAUUUCCUCUGGCGACGAUGGCGCUGUUCGUUUUUGGAAGAAGUCUUUAUCAGGAACGUGGCUUGAGUUUGCUGAGACAGACCUGGCUUCCCAGUAA
This is a messenger RNA of Penicillium chermesinum, 1134 nucleotides long. Its product is annotated as putative nuclear pore protein (SEH1). The transcript is spliced from 3 exons. Gene Ontology annotation, biological process: cellular response to amino acid starvation; positive regulation of TORC1 signaling. The record is from RefSeq and is a predicted model, not a curated record. NCBI's taxonomy places the organism in Eukaryota, Fungi, Ascomycota, Eurotiomycetes, Eurotiales, Aspergillaceae. Gene Ontology annotation, cellular component: Seh1-associated complex; nuclear pore outer ring. The coding region runs from base 1 to 1134 and encodes 377 amino acids. Gene Ontology annotation, molecular function: protein binding; structural molecule activity.